This is a messenger RNA of Lampris incognitus (smalleye Pacific opah), 2348 nucleotides long. RefSeq names its product UDP-glucose 6-dehydrogenase (gene ugdh). The coding region runs from base 266 to 1753 and encodes 495 amino acids. Lineage: Eukaryota; Metazoa; Chordata; Actinopteri; Lampriformes; Lampridae. The record is from RefSeq and is a predicted model, not a curated record. Gene Ontology annotation, biological process: glycosaminoglycan biosynthetic process. Gene Ontology annotation, molecular function: UDP-glucose 6-dehydrogenase activity; NAD binding. The transcript is spliced from 12 exons. Gene Ontology annotation, cellular component: cytosol; nucleus.
GUCGCUUCACGUCGCUCGGGCUAGCUGGUACUGCUCUGGCGGAGGUGCCGCGGGGAGUAACGUCGAGGCGAAGGGAGCGGGGUCCGCCGCUACAGAAAGUUGGGAGCCGGCGUUUGACGUCGUUGUCUGUCGAUGACUUUCUUAUCCUUGUCCGAAAGACCUCGUGGACAAGAGUUUCCCGGAGCGAUAGUGGUUGUGGGAAUAUAACUCUUAUCUGGAGAACCAGCCGGACUGCGCUUUCUUGGAAGUUGUCGAGUUGGCAAAGAUGUUUCAGAUAAAGAGGAUCUGCUGCAUCGGGGCAGGGUAUGUGGGAGGUCCGACAUGCAGUGUGAUCGCUCAAAUGUGUCCGGAGGUCACAGUGACUGUUGUGGAUGUCAACGAGUCAAGAAUCAAAGCUUGGAACUCAGAUACUCUGCCCAUAUACGAGCCUGGUCUGAGAGAAGUGGUUGAGUCAUGCAGGGGGCGGAAUCUGUUUUUCUCCACGGACAUAGACUCUGCCAUUAGGGAGGCUGACCUCGUCUUUAUCUCUGUAAAUACCCCUACUAAGACUUAUGGCAUGGGGAAGGGCCGUGCAGCUGACCUCAAGUUUAUCGAGGCGUGUGCCCGACGGAUUGUAGAGGUGUCUGAUGGUUACAAGAUUGUCACAGAGAAGAGCACCGUCCCAGUACGAGCAGCAGAGAGCAUCAGACGGAUAUUUGAUGCCAACACCAAACCCAGCCUUGACCUACAGGUGCUGUCCAACCCAGAGUUCCUUGCGGAGGGAACGGCAGUACAGGAUCUGAAGGAGCCAGAUCGUGUCCUGAUUGGUGGAGACGAGACAGCUGAAGGUCAAAGGGCAAUCAGGGCAUUAUGUGCCGUCUAUGAACACUGGGUCCCUAAGGCACGCAUAAUAACAACCAACACAUGGUCAUCCGAGCUCUCCAAACUAGCAGCCAAUGCAUUCCUGGCCCAGCGAAUCAGCAGCAUCAACAGCAUCAGUGCUCUGUGUGAGGCCACAGGGGCAGAUGUAGAGGAGGUUGCUAAGGCUAUUGGGAUGGACCAGAGAAUAGGCAGCAAGUUCCUCAAAGCCAGCAUAGGUUUUGGUGGCAGUUGUUUCCAGAAGGAUGUGUUAAAUCUGGUGUACCUGUGUGAGGCUCUCAACCUCCCAGAAGUGGCCUCCUACUGGCAGCAGGUGAUAGAUAUGAAUGAGUAUCAGAGGAGGAGGUUUGCCUGCAGGAUUAUUGACUGUCUCUUCAACACUGUCACUGGCAAAAAAAUUGCUCUGCUGGGCUUCUCCUUCAAGAAAGACACAGGGGACACCAGGGAGUCCUCUAGUAUCUACAUCUCUAAGUAUCUGAUGGAUGAGGGGGCCAAGCUUUACAUCUAUGACCCCAAGGUUCUUAAGGAACAAAUCAUCCAUGACCUCUCCCAGCCCAACAUCUCAGAGGACAACCCCCAAAGAGUGUCAGAGCUGGUGACAGUUACUAAUGAUCCUUAUGAGGCCUGCCAAAGUGCACAUGCAUUGGUCAUCUGCACCGAAUGGGACAUGUUUAAGGAGCUGGAUUAUGAAAAGAUUUAUAAGAAGAUGCUGAAGCCAGCGUUUAUCUUUGAUGGUCGGCGAGUGUUAGACCAUCUGCACCCUCUUCUGCAGAGCAUCGGCUUCCAGAUUGAGACCAUCGGUAAAAAAGUGACAUCAACACGAAUCCCCUACACUCCUUCAGCUGUAUGCCCUCGAAUCAUCAGCGAACCUCCCAUCAAGAAAGCCAAAGUCUGAAACCAACUCCAGCCCCUCCUUUCUCACACACACGCACACAAACAUUCCAUUCCCACCCUUUCCACAGCUGGUGUAAACCAUUUCAGUUAAGACUCUAAACCUUGCCUUGUUGGCACAUGCUUUAUGACCACAAGUGGUCAUUCAGCUAGUUUCACACUUACCUCGGGUUAAAAUGUCAGUUGGGUAGGAGGAGAGGUUUUGAGGCAGAAGGUUAAGAUGUUAAGUGUGAACACGGUUGAGGUGUUGAGUCUCCAGUGAGGAACAACAUUCCAGGCACGUUGUGCAGUCUUGCAUUACAUAUGUCAUGCCUUUGGGGUUUGUUGAUCUAACAUUUCAAAUGCAGCAGUUGCACAUGGAAAUUGCCCAUUGUGGACAGUUUUAAGAGCGGUAUCUGAUGAUUUGUUGAGGAACAUCUCAUUUCAUAUAAUGUAUUAACUCUGUAGUCAAGUAUUGUCAAAUCAAUUGUCAAAUUUUAUACAUUUUUAAAAGUAUUUUUAUAAACCAUCUCCUACUGUACGUCAGUCAUGUUAUAUGUGUGAUGUCAAGUGUGUCUGAUUGUUUACCAAAUGGGCCCAUGCAAUAAAAAAAUGUUCUA